This is a messenger RNA of Hyaena hyaena (striped hyena), 2150 nucleotides long. RefSeq names its product annexin A9 (gene ANXA9). The transcript has 15 exons. The record is from RefSeq and is a predicted model, not a curated record. Lineage: Eukaryota; Metazoa; Chordata; Mammalia; Carnivora; Hyaenidae. Gene Ontology annotation, cellular component: cytoplasm. The coding region runs from base 317 to 1354 and encodes 345 amino acids. Gene Ontology annotation, molecular function: calcium-dependent phospholipid binding; calcium ion binding.
AGCAGUGCAUAAGCCUCCCGUGUCCGGCUGAUCUCCUGAGAGGCUGAGCAGAGCGGCCUCCGUGGGCUGAGGCCGGGCUCCUGGGAGGAAGGAUGUUUCUCAGGGAGGGGCUGACGUGUGGGACAGGCCACACACAAGCUGGUGCCCACACAGGCGGCUGCCAGGCUGUGACGACUGCCACCUGGCCUCCAGCACCUCUGGGCACCCAAGCGGCCACCAGGACACACACGUACAUCAGCUCAGAGAGGACACCUGCUGACCAGAGGACCCUGCCAGAGACGCCAAGGGUGAAAGACAGGCAGCAGUCAGUCAUACCAUGUCUGUGACCAACGGGAAGAUGAGACCAUCCCUGACCCAGGAGAUCCUCAGUCACCUGGGCCUUGCCAACAAGACUGCGGCCUGGGGAACCCUGGGCACCCUCAGGACGUUCUUGAGCUUCAGCGUGGACAAGGAUGUGCAGAGGCUGCUGAGGGCCAUUGCAGGCCAAGGUGUGGACCGCAGCGCCAUCGUGGGCGUGCUGACCAAUCGGAGCCGGGAGCAAAGGCAGCUCAUCUCUCGGGCCUUCCAGGAGCGCACCCAGCAGGACCUGCUGAAGUCCCUGCAGGCAGCACUCUCUGGCAGCCUGGAGAGGACUGUGGUGGCUUUGCUGCAGCCUGCAGCCCAUUUCGAUGCCCAGGAACUGAGGACAGCUUUGAAGACCCCAGAUUCCACUGAGGAUGUGGCCAUGGAAAUUCUUGCUACCCGAAGCCCACCCCAGCUGCAGGAGUGCCUGACCGUCUACAAACAUAACUUCCAGGUGGAGGCUGAGAAAGACAUCGAAUCUGAGACCAGUGGCGUCUUGCGGGAUCUGCUCUUGGCCUUGACCAAGGGGGCCCGUGAGAGCUAUUCUGGAAUCAUUGACUACAACCUGGUGGAGCAGGACGUCCAGGCAUUAAAGCAGGCGGAAGGGCCCAGCACAGAGGGCACGUGGGUCCUAAUAUUCACCCAGCGAAAUCCCGAACACCUUGUCCGAGUGUUCGACCAGUACCAGCGGUGCACGGGGCACGAACUGGAGAAGAUGAUCCAGAACAUUUUCCAUGGAGACGCCCAGGCGGCUCUGCUCAGCCUAGCCUCAGUGAUCAAGAACACACCGUUGUACUUUGCUGAUAAACUUCAUCAAGCCCUCCAGGACACGGAGUCCAAUUACCAAGUCCUGAUGCGCAUCCUUAUCUCUCGAAGCGAGAUUGACCUUCUAAGCAUCCGAGCUGAGUUCAAAAAGAAAUUUGGGAAGUCCCUCUACUCUUCUCUCCAGGAUGCAGUGAAAGGGGACUGCCGGACAGCCCUACUAGCCCUGUGCAGGGCUGAAGACAUUUGAGACCUCCCUGCCCUGCCCUCCAGACCCCACCACAGACAUUCAAGGAUAUGAGAUCCCCACGUUUGGUUGGGUCUGCAGGAGACCAGCUGAGCCUCCAAAGAGGAUUAACCCCUCUCUGAACACCACCUUCAAAGAGGAUUAACCCCUCACUGAACACCACCUCCAGCUUCUUGUUGAGGCUAGAAUUUGAAGUUUCUUUUCAGUCCCUUGGCUUCUUGUCUCAAAGUGAUAUCUAUAUCUGGGUGCUCUGGCUCUCUGUCUUGGGUAUAGACCUCUCUCUGAUGGUUUCUACCCUAUUCAUCCUCCCCAUACACUGGCCACAACGUCUCACUGAUUCUUGAAUCCUGUUGGCAAACUUCACUGUUGUUUGUGUUCCCUGAUUGAAGUUUGGGUGGAGCAGGACACCGGCUGGGAGGAGGCCUUGAAGUUGGAGGUGCCUUUGAUGUGCACUUGCAUAUUCAAUGGGGAUCCUGUUUGAGGUUCUCCUGCUGCAAUAAGCCCCUCCCCUCAGAGUCCCUCCUUCCCCCAUUAUUCUCUCUUCCCCAGGAAAUUUCAGGCGAAGAAACUGAGAAACAGGAGCCAGAACGAGGUCAGAAAUGGUCAGAAGUAGCAGAGAACCAUCUGAUCAAGCUGCCCUUCCCUGCCUGGGAAGUCUUAAGUUAGCAGGAAGCCUACCCCCAGAUUGCAUCCGUCCAGAGCAGGGACUUGGAAACCCACCUCCCAGACUGGAUUACCAUUCCCAUUGAAGGUCUAUCAAAACCUGAUCAACAGAAACAAUAAAAGAAAAAUAAGCGGG